AUGAAUACGUUAUCUCCACCUCUAUCUUUUCAUUCAUUCUUUCUUCCAUUUCUUUCCUUCUUCCAUUUCUUUCUUUCUUCCAUUUCUUUCAUUUUUCCAUUUCUUUCUUUCUUUCUUUCUUUUCUUUCUUUCUUCCAUUUCUUUCUUUCUUUCUUUCUUUCUUUCUUUCUUUCUUUCAAAUUAUCAUUAACGCUACCUCUAUCUUUCUUUCUUUCUUUCUUUCUUUCUUUUUUCUUUCGUUCACAUAUAACAGUUUCUUUCUUUCAUUUAUUUCUUUCUUUUUCUUUUUCCAUUCUUUCUUUUUUUUCAUUCCUUCCUUUCAUUUUUUCUUUCAUUUCUUUCUUUCUUUCUUUUUUUCUUUCGUUCACAUAUAACAAUUCUUUCUUGCUUUCACAUAUAUACUGCAUUUUUCUAUCUUUCUUUCACAUAUAUGCAUCUUUCUUUCUUUCUUUCUUUCUUUCUUUCUUUCUUUCUUUCACAUAUACACUGCGUCUUUCUUUCUGUCUUUCUUCCGGAAUUGGACCGUUGCUUGGAGAAAACGUGCAAUUUAUUUUAUGGGUUGUCACAUGUCAAACAUUAGAUUUUCUGCCUCAAAAGGUGCAUCCUGUCAGCGCACCGAGCAUUUUCCUUACACUCGACCAUUGCAGUGAGUCGAAACCCUACGUAAACACUGGAUUGAAAUACGUUGCCAUUGCAGACAUUAUCCAGAGAUUAAAAUGGUCAGAGGUGAACAUCAUUUACGAUAAUUCGUUGGGUGUAACGGAACUUCUGUCAAUUAUGGAAGAAUUGUCGGAGAGAUUCGUCAAAUCCUCGUUGUAUGCAAUCGACUCGACCUCCGCCGAUUACAAAGAAAAGAUCUUUGCCAAAUUCAUUUCGUUGAACCAAAAGAGUCUGUCGCCAAAGCAAUUUCUUGUGAUUCUUAAAAAUGAAACCCUCGGCGAAGUCAUUCACUUGGCAUCGAUUCUCCAGAUGACAAUCGGGAAAUCGUACUGGAUAUUCGUAGAUGAUAAUUUAGAACCAGAAGAAUUAGUAGAAUUCGGAAUUAAUCCAAGAAAUGCCAACAUGCUGCUUUUUCGAAGCGCAUGCGAUGGAGACGGGAAAGACGUUCGAAAAGCUGAUGAGUUAGUAGGCGAUCUUCAAAGACAGUUGCCAAAAGAUCACAAAUACAUUCUACCUUUGAUUUGUAUGGUAAUGAAAUCUUUGAAAAGCGAAGAGAUACCUGACCUCCACUAUUUCAGAAUGUGCACCGAAAACCCGGCCUAUUCUAUGUCAGAUGUCAGCGGAAUACUAAUGACGCCCCAUUCACCACCUUCCAACAGUUGCUACCCAGCAUUUGAAGUAUCCACUAUACAUAAAGGGUUUGCUAAUUCCAUAGCAACUACCAUUGCAAGAUGGCGGCCGGAUACGAAUCUGAUUGUGAAAGAUGAUUUAUUCCCUAACAGGAAGUACGGACUUGGAAAUGCCAUACUCAGAGUUUCUACAGUACCGCUGUCUCCUUACAUCACGAGGUUAGAAGGAAAUUCUUCAGAGUUUGAAGGUUUGGCCGUACAAAUUUUAGAGGAGCUUAGUCUACGAAUGAAUUUCAGUUAUGAAUGGCAAGAACCAGCAGACGAACAAUUUGGAAUGCUAAAGAAUGACUCAUUCACAGGACUUGUUGGUCAACUGGAAAAACGGGAAGUUGAUUUUGUUGUGGCCGCUUUAACAGUAUCAUACAGCCGAUCCCAAGUGGUCGACUAUACUUAUCCAUAUACCGAAGAAGGUCGUGGUAUGUUGAUAAAAAAGGCAACGGAUUCUUCGAUGCGAAUAAACACCAAAACACCUUCAAACGAUUUGAAGCUAUCACUUUCUAUUAAUAUCUAUCUAUCUAUCUAUCUAUCUAUCUAUCUAUCUAUCUAUCUAUCUAUCUCAGUCAGUUCAUAUCUAUCCAUGAGUUUAUUCAUAUCUAUCUAUCUAUCUAUCUAUCUAUCUAUCUAUCUAUCUAUAUAG
Acanthosepion pharaonis is the source of this 1986-nucleotide messenger RNA. The record is from the annotation of a GenBank genome assembly. NCBI's taxonomy places the organism in Eukaryota, Metazoa, Mollusca, Cephalopoda, Sepiida, Sepiidae.